This is a messenger RNA of Rhinocladiella mackenziei CBS 650.93, 954 nucleotides long. RefSeq lists its product as uncharacterized. The transcript has a single exon. Bases 1 to 954 code for a protein of 317 amino acids. The record is from RefSeq and is a predicted model, not a curated record. NCBI's taxonomy places the organism in Eukaryota, Fungi, Ascomycota, Eurotiomycetes, Chaetothyriales, Herpotrichiellaceae.
AUGUGCGUGCGUACCAAAACAUCCUAUGGAUGUGGACACGAGUUCAAGACCACCAAUCAAUGUGACUCGCCUUCCUGUCAACAUUUAGAGAGAUAUCUAUACGAAAAAGGUGGGGAUUGCCGUGCCUGUAAAGAAGGUGGCGAUGCAAUCACCCGUGGCCGAGAAGGAAAAGGUCGCUAUGCUCAAGAAAUCAGUCGACGACACCAGAGGGAAGCGUGGAGUGAAUCGCCAACAGAUGACAACUUUCACCGUACGUCGGACGUUGGUGGUGGAAUCAGUCCUUGGGCGACUCCAUUGAAGCGAGAAAAGGAAUGGCACAGUCCUUCCCGGAAAAAGGCAGACGACGCCUGGUUGCAAGAGCACGUGGAGAGGAGUAUAGAUUUGCAAACUAUCCGAGAGUCUCUCUCAUCAUGUGCUUCUUCCGACCGAGCUUCGACCGCCGUAUAUUCUCCCCAGUGUCGAGAAGGGCGUGUGUACGAGUACGAGGAUGAUUGUCAUCGUGAUCAUGACUACGAGUAUGAUCGCCAUCGUCGACGAGGUACAGCGGACAGAAGUCUGCAGAUCGAAAUCAGGAGCAUCCAUGAUGACUAUGAUCGAAGAAGCCAUCGUCGCCCAACUCAUCAUCGGCGAAGACAUGACAGCCAAGAAAGUUUCGAAAGCAUGCCCAGCACACGUUCAUCGACACGAAAAUACAAGCCCGCUCCGACGACAUACACCGCCCACGAGUAUUAUGAACCUCAUGACUCUGGGUACGGAUCGUAUGGAUCUCGAGCUUCCAAUGGGUAUGGAGGAGCAAAGACCGAACCCUACACCUACUCACCCCUACCGCGCACAGUGAACAUCAAACCCCCUUCGGCGACAUCUUAUGGCGUUUAUCAGACCGGAUUUGGGGUCGGGGGAGUUGACAUUGUCUCUCGGGUUCCAAUGUACUCGUAUCCCCCCCGAAGACAUUGA